AGGCGCACUUUGAAGCUCGGCUGUGUUCACCAGGAAAAAGGGGAAUCUGCGACUGACCCGGAGUUGUCCACCUUUAAAACUCCUUAAUUGUGUGAUUGAAGAUAUGUGACCACAUCUGUUUGUGGUCUAAGGGGUCUCAGAUGAAAUCCUCUCUGCAGGACUGACUCCUCCUCCUCCUCCUUCAAUUCUGGACUUUGACCAAAACAAACAAACUCGACGUGUCAGGUCCUGUUUGCUUGGCCCGAAGGCUAAAUCCUGAACUAGUUUCGUUUUUCCAGUAAACUGCAGAGGAUCAGAUGACAAACAUCUCAGAAAGGUAAGGAAAUAAAGAGGGAACAGAGUCUUAUUCUGUGUAUUUAUCUGUCCAUGUCUGUCUGUUUAAGGCUGACUCAUGACUAACUCAGGGAUUUAUUUCUGCUGAUACUUCCUUAUUGAAACAGAAAACAGACUGUUUACAUCUGAGCUGAAAAAGUGAAAAAUACUAGAGAAAUUAAGGUUAACAAUGAAGGGAUAUCUCUGUUGUAUUGUCAUUUUGUAGAGUUUUGUCUAUUACCUCAAUUACCGUCGUUUAUUAAAGGUAAAAACUGUGAUAAUCCUCUGUAAUUUAUCCUGUAAAAAUCCCAUAAAUCUCAUGUAUGUGGGUCCGUUUAGGUGAUUUCUGAGUUCAAACAGUGGUCUAAAGAAAUGCAUUUUCAGUCAUUUAAGGUGGAGUGGCAGUGAACAACACUGGGAUUAAAAUGCUUUAUCGUUAACCAUGCAGAGAAAACGUUCAGAUAGACUCAAACAUCAACAAGAGCCUGUUUAUUUACAUACCUGUGUUUGUUCAACGGGAGGAGCUAACAUGUUAGUAGGGGAGACCAGGGUUGGUUGUCACGUUGUUGAUUAUAGCUGAAGUCAAGAUUAUUGUCAUUAUCUCCAAGUCAAAUAUUUAAUCUGAGGUGAUUAUGUCCAUGUGGGGAGUUUUUUAAUCAGAUUGAGGUGAAAGGACAUUUUAUUAUUUAAUGAAGGUGCUUUAAUUAAACCUUUUAAAGCUUUAAGUCAAGUCAAAUAUUAGUAUAUAAAAGGGGAGUUGACAGCUUUGAUCCCUAAAGGUACAUUCUGUAGAUUUUAGCUGCAAUUCUCCAAAGAACUGGAAUGGUUCAUGUAGGAAUAUGUUUAAAUUAGUUUAUAUUGCAUGAAAUAUCAUGAUAGUUUUAUUUCUGAAGAACGAAAAAAGCCUUUUAUAUUUUAAACUUUAUUUUUAUGAAUACAUUCAGUUUUUCAAAAUACUUGUAAGUGCCUCCUGGUGUAAUAAAAUGACAUUUAAUCAGGAUGGGUUAUCCAUUUCCUCCACAGCCUGGUGAAUUUGUCUUUUAUAUUUUAGUGGCUGGAGUUUGUUGUGUUGCACCAACCUGUUUUCUAUGGAAGCUCAGAACGGACAAUCAAACUGGUACCAAACCCAUUUUGUUUAUUUGCAGAUGUUCAAGACUUGUCAGCAUGAGAGCGGAGAGGAUAGAGUGAAAUUAACUACAAAAUGUAUAAAUACAAAUUUAGUGGUGAGGUCAGGACAGACGAGUAGCAUCACUUCACUAAUUUAUUACCAAAACAAUUAAAAACUCAUAAUUGAUAUCUUAGACUCAAGCAGAUAAAAUAACUGUAAACAUUACCACCUCAUUUGCUAAAACAGUUGAACUACUUGCGUCGGUUGCUGAUAUCAUGUAAAUCUCUUUUUUUUGUCCUUAACCAGAGAGAUUAGCGAGGUUUCAUUCUGUAAUUUUACUCUUAAAUAUCCUCGUUCUACGCACUGCACCUUUAAUACCUAUCUGUUGUGCAUGUAUGAGAAUAAACACAAGAACCUAGGCUUUCAUCUACCAACAGAAUGACCACCAUGUGCUGUUCUGAUCCUGAGUAAUGCAGUCAAUCUGGUGUUACACAAACAUUACAGGGUUUAUAAUAAGUCACAGAUGUCUGCGGUCCAAUUUAAGGUUAAGCUGAUAGUGAAGGAAUGCUGAAAAUGUGCGUCAGAAUGAAACCAAAACAGAUGAACGUCUAUAUAGUUAUACAGCAGUCUCUGGAUCGGAAACUCCUCCUUUUUUGGACGGGUUUGAUCACAUUCAGGAAAGUGCAGUUCCUGUUAUUUUAUCAUUUGUUGACAGUAAAUUUACAAAAGGCGGACUGGGACUAUGGGACAGAUAUGACAGAAAAAUCCAGCUGAAUUGUUCUUUUUAUUGACCUUUUUUAUUUUCUCCUGCAGAAAUAUGAAGUCUAAGACUGCUGAGGUUUGGUAAAGGACAGAGGUGCAGGUUCAGGCGAGUACAGUGAGUACUUUCACUUAACUGUGUCAAAAUUCAGUCAUGAAAAUUGACUAAAGUGGAGAAAACACCAUCACAUGAAGUAGGGCUCCAUCUCUGCAGAGUUAAACCUCACACUAUCUUCUAUUGUCCAAAAGUCAAGGAUGUUCAGUUAACAGUAAUAUAAUAUUACAAUAUAAAGUCAUUUUUAUUGGUAGUUUGUGGUAGUUUGUUGCUCAUUUUUGCAUCAUGCAUGGUGUGAAUGUGACUGAGAGUGGUGUCCUCUUUUAAUUCAGUUAUUUCCUAAACUGGAGUUGUUGUUUUUUCAGGUUUUUAUCGGUCAUAGAUGUGUCUAAAACCUUGUAAUGGAUAGUCCAGAUAACACGAGUAGGUCUGAGGAGGAGGAUAAGGAGGCCCGACCCUCUAACACGACACCUGAGGACCAAACCCAUCCUGAGGGGUGAGAUUAGAGUCUCUAAUGUCGACUUUUAUACAGUCUUUGGUGCAGACUCACUCACUGCAUAACUCUUUCACACUAAACUUCUCAUACUUUCACUUUCUUUUAUUUAACUGGUCAUUUCAUUCAGGGUUGGGGAGGAGAGAACAGAUUCUCCUGAACCGAGUGGUCUCUCUCUGAAAAGUGACAGGUCCAUGGGUGAGCCUGUUGGUUUCAAAAGGUAAAUUCAGUUUCAAAGUCAGCCAUCAUUUGUUUAUUCAUCACAUGUCUUUAAUAGUGUCUUUAAUUUCAGCUCUGAGCAGGACAGAGGGAAUCCUCCUGAACUGAGCUGUGUGUCCAUGAAGAGUGACAUGUCCAUGGGUGAACCUGUUGGUUUCAAAAGGUAAAUUCAGUCACUAAAGUUUCUGCAGUUCUCUCAUGUCAGCUUGUUUCCAAAUGUGUGUGCCGGUGAACUCCUGUAAUCUGGAAUUAGAGAAAUGAUUAACGCUGGUGAACAAGUUUCUACUUUUGGAUAAAUCUCUUUUCUUGCACAAUAACUGCACAUGGAUCUGUCAAAUAAUCAGCUGACACUCAGCAGACUCUGUGAAAUCUUUCUCUGUAAGUGUUUCAGUGACAGUUUCUGUUUUUAAAAAAAACAUUUUUUCAGAAAUGAAAAAGAACAUGAAGAUUCUCCUGAACCGAGUGGUGUGUCUCUGAGGAGUGACAUGUCCAUGGGUGAGCCUGUUGGCUUUAAAAGGUAAAUUUAAGUUUUUUUAAGUAAUUUUUCAAACUUUAUGAAGCUCUGUCACUGCAACCCAAUUCAUCUGGAUGUAGAUUUUUAGCUUUAUGAGAGCUGUGAGAACUUUUUAAAACAAGAGUUAACAGACUUCCUUUGGAUAAAUAGUCAAGUCUUUGUUCACCUAAUAAAGAAAGUGGUUUACAAGUUAAUACUAGUACAUGAAGAAUCAACAAGUAUUGAUAAUUAUCGAAUUUCUUCAUGUCUGUGGAGGAAGCCUGUCGGUUUUCCAAGAGCUUAAAGCUCCCGUGAGGAUCCUUUGUAAAAUUCGGCGCUUCUUGUGAGCAAAGCAGUCUCUGCUUAUUGUUAAUAAUUGAAUUUUUUAUUUGUGGUAAAUAUUUCAUGUGGAAAUUAUAAAAACAAGGCUGCUUUUCAGCUGACACCUACCACCUUGAACCACUUUCAGGCAUUAGAGACUUGGAUAUAAAGGUGGUCGAACCUGUCUCUGAUGGUCUUGUCUAUUUUCUGAUACCAUUAAAAGCAUCAUUGUGAACUUCAGUCUAUUUAAUCAACUUAAAAAAAAAAACUCACAGGAGCUUUAAGUUAAAUGUCCAGCCACAGUUAAAUGUGUAGAUGUCAUUCAGAUUCAUCAUGUGUUUUUAAUAGUGUCUUUAAUUUCAGCUCUGAGCAGAACAGAGGGAAUCCUCCUGAACCGAGUGGUGUGUCUCUGAGGAGUGACAUGUCCAUGGGUGAACCUGUUGGCUUUAAAAGGUAAAUUUAAGUUUUUUUAAGUAGGUCUUCAAACUUUAUGAUGCUCUGUCACUGCAACCCAAUUCAUCUGGAUGUAGGUGUUUAGCUUUUUGAGAGCUGUGAGAACUUUUUAAAACAAGCAGUCCCUGCUUGUUUUGACUGUGACCAAAAAUUUCAUCUUGAUAAUCAAAAUGUUCGUUUAUUGUAAAUAUAAUUAUGAAGAAAAUGUAAAAGCAGGACUGCUUCUUCAGCUGCUCGUCUUGUAUUUUUAAUGAUUUCUUAAAUUUCAGCUCUGAGCAGAAAAGAGGAAAUUCUCCUGACCCGAGCGGUCUCUCUCUGAGGAGUGACAGGUCCAUGGGUGAACCUGUUGGUUUUAAACGUCAAAACUCAGUUUCAAAGUGAGUCAUCAGAACUUUUCAGUUCAAACACGAUUAUAAUCAAUACCUAAUGCCUGAUAUCUGAUAAAAAGUCACAGACUCUGUCCAACUGUUAUAUUUUCUUAGUAAUGUUUAUCCAGUUGACGUCUGUAUCUUUGAAGUGACACAUGAUAACGGCCGAGAGGACGUUACUGACAGAUCAUGUUUUCCUUCAGAGUUCAUCAGGACACAUCAGAGGUUUCCGCUGAAUCAGACCUGCACUCCACAUUCAUGGUAAUGGACAAGCUUCUCUCCUGAACACUUGGAGUAAAAAAGAGAUUUUUCUGACAAACAGGAGUUUAGCACAGACCUGGAGGGAGCUCUCAGCAUCGAAGAUGACGUGAAUCUUCUUCUCUUACAGAUUAUUGAGGAAACACUGGUUGCUUUUGUGAGGGGUGAGCUCCGAAAGCUUGAAAAGGCUCUAAACUCAGGUUACCCAGAAUGCUCAGGCCGUUGUGAGGAUGAGGAGGUGGUGGAUAAAGAAGAGCAGAGUGAGGAAGUUCUGAAGCUCACACUGAAGUUCAUGAAGAAAAUGAAGAUGGAGGAUCUGGCAGCCACGCUGCAAAAGAGUAAGAUGUUUUUAAUGAACAGAGCAGAGAGACCAGCUCUCAACGUCAGGUCUAUACACCAUCUUAUUUGGUACGUCAAAUACAGUCCAUGUAACCAGCCGAGGGUACGUGGAAAUAUCAACAUGUUGAUGGUUUGCAAAUCAUUUAAAUACUGAAUCUGAAAAUAGAGCGGAGAAAACUUAAAAAACGUUAAACUCUUUUUAAACUACAGUUUUUGAAGUGAAUCUGAGUCCAUGCAGUGAUUUCUGCUUCAGAGUGGGGAUCAGGAUCAUCCAGUCCCAGUUUGGUCCUUGUCCCUUUAGUACAGAGAUUUCUCCAGAUCCUCUGAAUCUUUGAAUGAUCUGAUGUUCUGUAGACGAUGAAAUCAGGAACUUUAUCCUGAAACUGUUGAACUGUUAGCUCACGCAGUCUCUCACAGAGUGGUGAACCUCUCCCAUCUUUCCUUCUUGGAGACUCCGCCUCUCUGAAUGUCCGUUUUAGACCUGGUCAUGUGACUAACCUGUUGGACCUUCACCUCAUUAGUUGGAGAUGUUCCUCCAGAUGUUUUUUUAGCUUUAUAAUUUUUGACCCGUUUGUUCCUCUGAGAACUUUUGACCCCUUUUCUUUCUCUACUCUAGUCUAAACAGUUUGAAGAUGUUACUGGGUUCAAGUCUGAGUUUUAACAUUCGAUAUGUUGUUUUUUGCACCUCCUUGAAUGUGAUAUGACUCUAUAUGGAUUUGUAAACCAUCGAAACCUGGUUUUAAAUAAUAAUAAUAAUAAUAAUUCAUUUUAUUUGUACAGCGCUUUUAAAAACACUCAAAGACGCUUUACAUAGUACGUAAAAUUCAAGAUAAUAAGACAAAGACAUGAAAACAGUAAGAUGGACAAAACAGUUAAAUAUUAAAAGCAAUUUUAAAUAAGUGGGUUUUUAAAAGGGAUUUAAAAGUAGUGGGGUCAGGGCAGUGUCUGAUGGAGGGAGGUAGGGAGUUCCAAAGGGUAGGGGCAGCUGAGGAGAAUGCCCGAUCCCCCCAAGUUCCCCCCCAAGUUAAAGACCUUUUGCACAGGUAUAUGGUGGUAGUGUCCCACAGAGUCUGAGGGUGGUUGGAGAUUUGGGUUUGGAUCUCAGUGGCCUAAAACCCAGCUUUGAGUAUUAAACUAGUUUUCUGCCAACACUUGUCUAAACUUCAUCAUCUGAACUAUCUCCCUGUUGCAGAAACUCUUGCUCCAGUGUGCCGCUGUAAACUCAAAUCUAACCUGAAAAAGAGGUACGAAUACGUGUUCGAGGGGAUAUCUCAAGCAGGAUACCCAACCCUCCUGAGUCAGAUGUACACGGAGCUCCACAUCAUAGAGGGAGAGGCAGGAGAGGUCAACUAUGAACAUGAGGUCAGACAGAUUGAAACGGCGUCCAGGAAACAGGAACCCGAAAAAACAAUCCAAUGUGGAGACAUCUUUAAGGCCCCACCUGGAACAGAUCGACCAAUCAAAACGGUGAUGACAAAGGGAGUAGCCGGCAUCGGGAAAACCGUCUUAACGCAGAAGUUUACGUUGGACUGGGCUGAAGGCAAAAGAAACCAAGACAUACUGUUCACUUUUCCGUUCACCUUCAGAGAGCUGAAUGUGCUGAAAGAGAAGAAGUUCAGUCUGGUGGAGCUUAUUCAACACUUCUUCCCUGAAACCAGGAACACGGGAAUCUGCAGGUUUGAAGAGUUCCGGGUUCUGCUCAUCUUUGACGGUCUGGAUGAGUGUCGACUUCCUCUGAACUUUGAGAACAACGAGAUCCUGACUGAUGUUAACACAUCAGCCUCAGUUGACGUGCUGCUUACCAGCCUCAUCAAGAGGACACUCCUUCCAUCUGCACUCAUCUGGAUAACAACACGACCUGCAGCUGCCAAUCAGAUCCCUUCUGAGUGCGUUGACAUGGUAACAGAGGUCCGAGGGUUCACCAACCAACUAAAGGACGAGUACUUCAGGAAGAGGUUCAGAGACGAGGAGCAGGCCAGCAAAAUCAUCUCCCACAUCAAGACGUCGCGAAGUCUCCACAUCAUGUGCCACAUCCCGGUCUUCUGCUGGAUCACUGCUACAGUUCUGGAGGAUGUGAUGAAAACUAGAGAAGGAGGAAAACUCCCCAAGACCUUGACCGAGUUGUACAUUGAAUUCCUGGUGGUUCAGACCAAACUGAAGCACGUCAAGUACGACGGAGGGGAAGAGGCGGAUCCACACUGGAGCACAGAGAGCAAAAAGAUCGUUGUCUCUCUGGGGAGACUUGCCUUCGAGCAGCUUCAGAAGGGGAACCUGAUCUUCUAUGAACCCGACCUUACAGACUGUGGUAUCGACGUCCGAGCAGCUUCGGUGUACUCGGGAGUUUUCACACAGAUGUUUAAAGAGGAAAGAGGACUGUACCGGGACAGGGUGUUCUGCUUCGUCCAUCUGAGCGUUCAGGAGUUCCUGGCUGCUCUUCAUGUCCAUCUCACUUUCUUCCAGUCUGGAGUCAAUCUGCUGUCAGAGGAUCAGUCAACGUCCCUGUGGACUAAACUGUUUGGGGACAGAACUGAAGUCUUUUACCGGACUGUUGUAGACAAGGCCAUGCAGAGUCCAAAUGGACAUCUGGAUCUGUUCCUGCGGUUCCUCCUGGGUCUUUCAGUGCAGACGAACCAGUCUCUCCUGAAGGGCCUGCUUCCAGAGACACAGAUCAGUCCUCAAACCAAUCAGAGAACACUUCAGUAUGUCAAGAACAGGAUAGAUGAAAAUCUGUCUCCAGAGAGAAGCAUCAACCUGUUUCACUGCCUGAGUGAACUGAAGGAUCGCUCUCUGGUGAAGGAGAUCCAAAGGUCUCUGAGUUCAGGAAGUCUCUCCACAGACAAACUGUCUCCUGUCCAGUGGUCAGCACUGGUCUUCAUUUUACUGUCUUCAAAAGAAGAUCUUGAAGAGUUUGACCUGAAGAAGUACUCCCCGUCAGAGGAUGCUCUCCAGUUGUUGCUGCCGGUUGUCAAAGCGUCCACGAAAUCUCUGUGAGUCCAGGAAAAAUCUGAGAAAAUGAAACAAAUCAGAAGUUGAAGAUGCUCAUACUUCUCCUUCUGCUCUUCUUUUCCAGACUGAGUGUCUGUAAUCUUUCAGAGAGAAUCUGUGAAGGUCUGUCCUCAGUUCUCAGCUCGACAUCUUCAAAUCUGAGGGAGUUGGACCUGAGCAACAACGACCUGCAGGAUUCAGGAGUGAAGCUGCUCUGUGCUGGACUUGAGAGUCCACACUGUACCCUGGAGAUUCUCAGGUCAGUCCAAUUUUCAGAGUACCUUUGUAGACCAGGGUACCUUUGUGGACCAAAGUACCUUUGUAGACCAGAGCACCUUUGGGGACCUGAGUACCUUCAUAGACCAGACAGACCACUUUUGUAGACCAGAGUACCUUUGUUGUCCAGACCACCCUUGUAGACCAGAGCACCUUUGUGGACCAGAGUACCUUUGUAGACCAGAUCACCUUUGUGGACCUGCGUACCUUUGUAGACCAGACCAUCUUUGUAGACCAGAGUACCUUCAUAGACCAGACAGACCACUUUUGUAGACCAGAGUACCUUUGUCGUCAAGAGUACCUUUGUAGACCAGAGCACCUUUGUAGACCAGAGUACCUUUGUAGACCAGAGUACCUUUGUGGACCUGCGUACCUUUGUAGACCAGACCAUCUUUGUAGACCAGAGUACCUUCAUAGACCAGACAGACCACUUUUGUAGACCUGAGUACCUUUGUCAUCCAGAGUACCUUUUUAGACCAGACGGAGCACUAUUGUAGAGCAAAGCACCUUUGUAGACCAGAGCACCUUUGGGGACCUGAGUACCUUCAUAGACCAGACAAACCACUUUUGUAGACCAGACGGAGCACUAUUGUAGAGCAAAGCACCUUUGUGGACCAGAGUACCUUUGUGGACCAGAGUACCUUUGAGGGCCUUCUGUGGACAUGAACAGAUUGUGGUUUUGUUUGCAGGCUGUCGGGUUGCCUGAUCACAAAGGAAGGUUGUGCUUCUCUGGCCUCUGCUCUGAAAUCCAGUCAGUCCCAUCUGAAAGAGCUGGACCUGAGCUACAAUAACCCAGGAUCCUCUGGGGUGAGGCACCUGUCAGCUGCUUCUCAGAAACUUGAUGUUCUCAGGUAUGAACAAACAGAGACAUAGAAAGGGUUUUCUUCUUUCAGGGGCUCAAAGAGAUAUUCCGGCUUAAAAUUAAUUUGGGGUCAAACCCACCGUAGCACCGAGUUAGACCCCCCCCUCCAGAGAUGAAUGUUGUCGACCGCUUGCUUCUCUAGUUAUACCAACUUUAGUAACGACCGCAGGAUAGUAAUACAGAGAGCCACGCCCCCAACCAAAACGCCACUCUAUAGCCACAAAUAAUGCUCAGAACAGCACCUAACUUCAUCAACAGGACAUAUAGGGUCACAGACAUAGUACUAGACACCAAACAUCUUUUUAACUUUGACUCAUUUCUUUAGCAAAGAGACUAAACACAACUCACCUACUCUGGGUUGGGACCAACAUUCAACAUUCAUCUCUGGAGGGGGGGUCUAACUCGGUGUUACUCGGUGUUACGGUGGGUUUGACCCUAAAUUAAUUUUACUCCGGAAUAUCCCUUUAAGUUUAACUCACCUGUUGUUGUUGUUGAGAACUGAAUGAACUUUAUUUUUCCACCAGGAUGGACCCUGGGGGCUCACAGUUUAUGAAACCUGGUCUGAAAAAGUGUAAGUUUUGUUUAUAAAAAAGAGAUGAAGUCAGAUAAAACUCUUUGUUAUUGAUAAAUAUCAAGACUGGGGUUGUCCAGCUGCUGACUUGUUAUUCAUUCUCUCCUUUAGAUGCCUGUGACCUCAAACCGGACCUAAAAACAGCACACAGAAAGCUGAUUCUGUCAGAAAACAACAGGACGCUGACAGUGGGGAAAGAGAACCAGUCGUAUCCUGAAGGUCCAGAGAGAUUCUCUUACUGGAAACAGCUGCUGUGCAAAGCCCCUCUGACUGGUCGCUGUUACUGGGUGGUGGAGUGGUCAGGACACGUUUACAUCGCAGUGAGUUACAAAGGCAUUAAAAGAAAGGGAGAGGGUGACGACAGCUGUCUGGGAAGGAAUGAUCAGUCCUGGAGUCUGAGCUGCACUGAUGAAGGGUACUCUGUGCUCCACUGCAACAUAAGGACCCCCAUCCCCGUCCCCACCUCAAACAGAGUGGGAGUGUACCUGGACAGGGCCGCUGGGACUCUGUCCUUCUUCAAGGUCGCCCCUAAUGAAGUGACCCACCUCCACACCUUCAGCACCACCUUCAGUGAGCCGGUCUACCCCGCUUUCAGGAUCAGGAUGGACCCAUUUCACUCCUCAGUGUCUUUGUGUCCCAUAUAAUUUAACACACUGCCUGAUCUUGUAACCAGCUUGAUGCCAGUGUAAGGCACGUUUUCCUGUUCUUGCAUGACUGGGAUCUGUUGGACCCGUCUGUGCCAUGAGUUCAGAACUCUAGUGCGCCCAGGGUCUGUGAGUUUUAGGGUGUUUUUCCAUCCGAACCAACUGGAGACCUUGUUCUGAAACAACUCCUUGGAUUGGAUUGUUUGUGUGUGUCUGAACAUAACAAACAUGCUCUAAAGUGGAACAAACAGGUGAGCUCAGAUUGUCUUCUGGGGCGUUCACACCAAGUGCAGGUAAAAUCAUUCACGCAAAUAAAUUACAUGUCAAACCAAUACAAAGACGCGAUGAGAUGCGUACUACUCUGGCGGCGCGAAUCGUGUGAAUUUAGCAGACGUGAAUUUGCGAGAGUUGAAAAUACCUCGACUUGAGCAGACAUUGGCAAUAGCCAAUCAGUAUGAAGAUUCCCGGGUGAUGUAUGAAAACGGACUGGAAGAUGUUCACCUGUGUAUAAAUAUAUACACAAGCCCUUUUACUCACAGUAGAGACAUGGACAGAUGCUCUGCAGCUGGGAUAGAGCUCCUGUAAUCGGUAUCCUGGAGGGAUGUCCCAGCACCGACCCUCACCAACAGAUCGUCAAAUUGGGUUCGGGUAACCUGAAAAUACCGCUGGAAACAUCCAGACGCAGCUAUUGGAGGAGACCCAGACAUGGUGAUGACAACUGUAGAUCUCUGACGGUUGUGGGCCCUCCACAAAAACAGAAAAAAAAGCAGCAAUUCGCUGAACAUGGUUCACUUCUACCAUGCCUGUUGGGGACUCUCCCCCUCUCUCACACCCACAGCUUUUUCUUAAAUAAAAACAGGAAUAAAAAGGAGCUCUCCUGGAGGAAAGUGAGUGAGGAGGUCAGAUAUUCUGCUAAAUUGUGAAAAAUCACUUGAUCCCACAGGUUGAAUUGGCGAGGAUCACUGUUGAGAUUAGCAUAAAUGGCUGUCCAUCACUUUUAAGCACUCUGUUGAUGCGCAAAUCAUUUGCGUGAAUGACGCAGCUCAAUACCUUUCAUUCACAUGUCUAGAUAUGUGCGAAUUAAGGGAGUAGAUGAUUUUACUUGCGCUUCGUGUGAACGUCCCAUUAAGGAGAUGGUCUCAGCUCGUUUUCCUGUCCAGAGUUAGUAACUUUCUAAACUUUAGUUUAUCAGAUAUUUUAAAUGUGUUUCAUCGAUGAGGCAUUUGACAUCCUUGCAACUCCAAGUGGACUCAUGUGUGGAGUCAUAGAUUACUAGGUCAAACAACCCAAACAACCCUCCGGCCAGACAUUGUGCUGUGGUCAACCGAAGACCAGAAGAUAAUUCUGGUUGAACUAACUGUGCCAUGGGAGGAAGUCCUCAAAAUAGCAGCCCCUGAUCCAAGACUGCAGGGACAGGGGCUGGCAGGCAUGGUUGUUCCCGAUGAUGUCAGCUCUAGGCCUGGAUGAGCUGAGCAAGAAGCGAACUGCUCACAGGAUGGGGGAGGAGGCGGAACGUGCCUCGUGUUGGAUAUGGAGAAAGUGAGAGGAGGAAGGCUGGAGGCCAGGAGUAGGUGGGCAGUGAGCUCGGCCACUCACUGCCGGCCCGUCAACUGGAGAGUGUUGUGGUUGAGGGCAGAAACACUCAGUGAUGGUUGUGUACCACCUGAUGACACCUGCUCCUGGACAAAAAGCUACGGGCAAAGGUAGCUGAGGUAAGCACUAAAAGUGUAUGUAACUAACCAACUGGCCUGGCACACGUCGCCUCAGACAUUGGUAUGUCUUCAUCCGCAGAGCCGUUCGAGUUAACGCUCUGGACUACCUUUCCUCGUCGUAAAGGAAGGAUUACAUCAUUUGCAUUCACUUAAAUUUGUGCAGUUUGCUGUUCCCAAAGUCCGAACUGAGCUGGGAAAGGAGGCCUUUAGGUUUCCUGCUCCUUUUGCGUGGAAUAACCUGCAGACUGAAUUGAAAGUACAGAACCUCGUGUCUCUGAGUGUUUUUAAAUCGUCGGUGAAAACGGUCUGAACGCCGCUGCUUUAGCUGACGUUUUAUUUUGACUGUCUGAGUGUGUUUGUUUUUUUGUUUUGAAACUGCUUUGCUGCCAUUCUUGGCCAGGCCCAGAUCUCUUAUCUUAACGGGACUCGCCUGGUUUAAUGAAGACAAAAAAUUAGCUAACGUUAGCUAGCGCCUUAAAGUUAGCUUUUGGGUAAACUAUGACCCUCUUAACUGGCAACUUCCAGCCAUUUGAACAUCUGGUGAGUAUAUUUUGACAUUAAUAGUUAAGGCAAAGCGAAUUUUCACAGACUUGAUAUAGCAAAUGUUUGUGAGCUUCACUGUACAUCUAUAAUCUUAAAAUAAGUUCAGUCAGGACCGCGUUACUCUGAGAGAAUCAUUUAUUCGUGUUCAAUACGUUAUUAAAAAGUGUAGCUCAGUUUUAAGAGUUUCCUGCUCUUCGACAGCCUGAGGCAGGGAGAGCAUGAAAUACAUGAAUAAUAAUACAUGAAAAGGCAGGAAAAGCAACAGCAAAGACACCAGGAUAGAGAACAUAGAAAAGAACAAAAAUGAAUAAAAAGUAGAAAAACAGAAAAAACAAAACAAAAAAAUUUAAAAGAAUUAUAAAAAAAAUAUAUAAAGAACAUUAAAAAAGAACGAAUGGAAGAACAUAAACAAAAAAAAUACUGAAAAAACAACGCAAAAAAACCCCAAAAAAAUAAAAGAAUUUUGAAAAGAACAAAAAAAGAACAACAAAAUGCAAAAAAAAGAGAAAAAAAACAACCAAAUAUCUUUACAAAAAAAUCACAUUUUUAAAAUAGUUCAAAGAAAAAAAAAUACAUGAUAGAGAUUAGAGCAGACAUCAGAGACACCAGGAAAACCCGACACAGCGUAAAUAGGAGUGGAUCAGGAACACCAUGAGGUGCUCUCUCCCCCAGCUGGAAUUAACCGACACUUCAUCAUUAUUCCCGCUAAAGCUGCUGUUUAUAGAGCCAGACACGUGACUGUCACAUGAUGAAAACAGACCACGUUCAUGUCUCUGUCCUUUGACCACUCAGAGCAUUUCUACUUCUGUUCCACUUUCACACACAGACUGCCAUUGUACAGAGCCAAUCAGUUUCGACUGGAUUUAACACAUUUGCACCUUCAGCCUUUGUUUACUCCAAAAUUAUAUGUCAUUGAAGUCGAGUGUGGUGGUGAGAGGAAACACCUUUAAUCUGUGUAAGAUAUGAACAACCUCUUAAUCUUUUUAUUCUGGGGCUUUUAUGCUCACCAAAUGUAAAUAAAACCUUUCAUGGAUGUAGGAGAUCAUUUCAGACACUCUAAAGCCUCAAAGAGUCACGGGGGUUAAAGGUAAUCUGUCUGUUGUUAAAUGUCCUCUUUCUAAAACUUUCCUGUAUUUUUCUGUCAUGUUGAAACUUUUGUUGUGUUUUUUUUAAUUCAGAACAGCAAACUCAAUCAGUGCAGGACUUCCUUUAAAAAAAACAGCUAAAUUGUGGUUUAAUCACUUUUUUUAUUUGAAGACAAGAAAUCCUCCAGCAGGUUUUCAUCCUUUUUAUUCAAACUUUUGCAUCAAAUUUGCAAAAGAAAGUAAAACUGAAAUGUGAAGAAAGUUUGUGAAGGUAACAUUUCUGUUAAAAGGAUGAUUUGUACAUGUGAUCUGAAAAUCUGUCCUGCUUCUUAAUCGUAUAUAAAAACUCUCCUCUGGUCUGAUCAGCUCCUGUUGAAUCCUCAGAAUAUGGCUGAUCUCAUGUACUGAAAAGAGAAAAACAAAGUAAAGACAGAGUGAGUUUAAUUUUUAUAUGACUUGAUUUGAAAAUAUACUCCCAUAGUCAUAAUGUGACUCUCUUACUGUCUUCAGUUUGUGUUUUAGCUGAUUUAAAAUUGUCACUUAUUUUACUCAAUAAAGCAUUAUGAUUUCUGUUUAAUAAACUCAUAAAUUUCACUGUAUUUUAAAAUGAUUAUCGUCUUAAUAAAGAUCAGUAAAGACUUACUUUGUG
Xyrichtys novacula (pearly razorfish) is the source of this 14505-nucleotide messenger RNA. The record is from the annotation of a GenBank genome assembly. NCBI's taxonomy places the organism in Eukaryota, Metazoa, Chordata, Actinopteri, Labriformes, Labridae.